Cryptococcus wingfieldii CBS 7118 is the source of this 648-nucleotide messenger RNA. RefSeq lists its product as hypothetical. The record is from RefSeq and is a predicted model, not a curated record. Gene Ontology annotation, molecular function: electron transfer activity. The transcript has 6 exons. The coding region runs from base 1 to 648 and encodes 215 amino acids. NCBI's taxonomy places the organism in Eukaryota, Fungi, Basidiomycota, Tremellomycetes, Tremellales, Cryptococcaceae.
AUGUUUACCUCCAGCCUCGUCGCUCUCGCCAUUGCUGCCACUUCCGUCCUUGGUGCCAACCACACUGUUCUCGUCGGCCAGAACUCUACCAAGACCUUCACUCCUUCCGAGCUCACUGCGGCUGUUGGUGAUACCGUCGAGUUCCAGUUCGUCGGAGGCAACCACACUGUGACCCAGUCGACCUUUGCCGACCCGUGCACCAACUCGGGUUUCAAGUCUGGCUUUGUGCCAGGUAACGCUGAUAGCCCUGUCAGCUUCACCAUCUCUAUCAACGACACUACUCCUCUCUGGAUGUUCUGCGGUCAGACUGGGCACUGCAAAGCUGGUAUGGUCAUGUCUAUCAACGCUCCCUCCACUGGCAAGACAUUCGCCGCAUUCCAGGCCGCUGCCGUAGGAAACUCUUCCUCUACCGACUCGUCCUCCUCUUCCAACAGCACCGAGACUGCGCCUGCCUCUUCCACCGAGACCAAGAACAAGAACAAGGGCUCCAGCACUGCUUCUGAAACGGCUUCCGGGACUGGUGGCAGCUCAACUGCCUCUGCUGCUGCUGCCUCUGCUUCCUCUGCUGCCGAGCUCCAGCUUGGCAUCCCCAGCGUCUCUGGUCUUCUUAUGGCCAUUGCCGCUCUUGCUGUGGGCACUGUUCUCUGA